Funneliformis geosporum is the source of this 264-nucleotide messenger RNA. NCBI's taxonomy places the organism in Eukaryota, Fungi, Glomeromycota, Glomeromycetes, Glomerales, Glomeraceae. The record is from the annotation of a GenBank genome assembly.
AUGGAUUUAUAUUUUGAGGAAUUCAACCGAGGAAUUCUCUACAAAUUGUUACAGGGAAAAUACCUUAAGCUUUUGUUUUACCAGGGAGCGCCAUUGCUUUACCAGGGUUGUACUUUGCUUUACCAAGGGGGCGUUUUGCAUUGCCAGGGUUAUAGCAUUCUUUACCAAGGAUUGCGUUGCACUACCAAGGCUAUAUGCGAUUUACCUGGGGAGAGCGUUGCAUUACCGAGGCUAUAUGUGACUUACCAGGGGUUGGAAAUGUAG